AUGGACUUGUGGAAGUGGGAUGAAGCAUCACCACAGGGAGUGUCCCUGGGAAACAGACUGUCAAGGCUGGAAGGAGCUGAGCUUGGUUUCUGCUUCCCUGAAGUGGCACUCCAAGGGGACACACUGACAGAAGAGACAUGCUGGAAAGCUACAUCUUUCCCCCUCGCAGGACUCCCACAGCAGGACUGGAGCUCCGUGUCGCCUCACCCAGAAACUCCAUGGGGAGCGGAGCACGCCUCGCAGGCUCUGUGGUGGUCAGGAGACCGGCCACAGCGGGGGCGCACCGGUUGGGACGCGUGGAGCCAAGUGUCGCCGGCGCCGGGCCCCGCCCCCUGCGCCGGGUCUCCCGGGCCCGCGGGCCCGCGCUCCGCUGCCUCCGCCGGAGGGACCCGCUUGUGGUCACGGGCCCCCGCCCCCGCCGGCUCCCCCGGCCCGGACGGUCCCGUCGGCUCGGACGGCGCCACGUUCUGGUGUCAGGGCCUCGGCGCCGACCCCUUUUCCGGGGGGGGCCCUGGGGGCUCGGGCUGCCCCGCCUCCUGGGACUGGGGGCCGCACGCGGCCCGCACCGCCUCUCCAGAGGAGUGCCAGGGUUCAGGUCUCACCACCUCCUCUGAACCGGAACCGCAGCAGCAGGUGGACCGCGCAACGCUGGCUCGUUAUCCCAAAACGAACCACCGAGGUCCCAUUCAGCUGUGGCAGUUCCUCCUGGAGCUGCUCCAGGACCAGGCGCGUAGCAGCUGCAUCCGCUGGACAGGCAACAGCCUUGAGUUCCAACUGUGCGACCCCAAAGAGGUGGCCCGACUGUGGGGCGAGCGCAAGAGAAAACCUGGCAUGAAUUACGAGAAGCUGAGCAGAGGCCUGCGUUACUACUACCGCCGCGAUAUCUUGCGAAAGAGCGGUGGGCGCAAGUACACGUACCGCUUUGGGGGCCGCGUGCCUGGCCUCGCUUACCCAGAUAACGCUGGGGUCAGGGGCUGA
Pipistrellus nathusii (Nathusius's pipistrelle) is the source of this 978-nucleotide messenger RNA. NCBI's taxonomy places the organism in Eukaryota, Metazoa, Chordata, Mammalia, Chiroptera, Vespertilionidae. The record is from the annotation of a GenBank genome assembly.